Messenger RNA from Etheostoma spectabile (orangethroat darter), 1984 nucleotides. It is a transcript of the gene slc38a3b, whose product is annotated as solute carrier family 38 member 3b. Gene Ontology annotation, molecular function: L-asparagine transmembrane transporter activity; L-glutamine transmembrane transporter activity; L-histidine transmembrane transporter activity. NCBI's taxonomy places the organism in Eukaryota, Metazoa, Chordata, Actinopteri, Perciformes, Percidae. Gene Ontology annotation, biological process: L-glutamine transport; asparagine transport; histidine transport. Bases 339 to 1880 code for a protein of 513 amino acids. The transcript is spliced from 17 exons. The record is from RefSeq and is a predicted model, not a curated record. Gene Ontology annotation, cellular component: plasma membrane.
GGAACAGCGCAGAUAUCGGGGGUGGGGGGUCGGAGGGGGUGCAAAGGAGGCGGAUCUAUCGCGACCCCCACAGAUGAGCUUCGGUUUACAAUGCCGACCAUUUCUUAAAGAGCAUUUUGGAGCCCCUGGCUUACAGAGCGAACGUGCGUAAAAGCCCACGAAGGAAACAAGAAAGGAGAAAGACAUUCUGACCAUUAUAUGUAUUCCCACUCAUCACAGGAAUUAACGUGAAAGCUUCGUUACAAGGACCUUUGAUAAUCAAGUAAUUUGGUUACUAAAAAGCAUCAUCUUCAUAGUACACAUACAAGCAAAAACAAAUCUGUUGCAACUUGGAUGUGAUGGAACCUACUCAGUCAGAGAUGAACAUCUUAUCCAACGGGAAAAGUCACAACCUCAGAGGAGAUGUGGGUGUGCCAAUGAAGAUGUUACCAGAUGAGGAUCACAAUGGCACACAAACAGUGAGAUUUGAUGAUCCUGAUGGAGGACUGGAGAAUGAGGAAUUUUUGCCCAGUGAAGAUGGAAAGAAACCUAUACGCUUCACAGAUUUUGAAGGAAAGACAUCUUUUGGCAUGUCUGUCUUCAACUUGGGUAAUGCUAUUAUGGGCAGUGGAAUCCUCGGAUUGGCGUAUGCCAUGGCCAACACUGGCAUACUCCUCUUCUUGUUUCUUCUGACUGCAGUAGCAGCCUUGUCAUCUUACUCUGUUCAUCUGCUGCUCAAAUCUUCUGGCAUUGUGGGAAUUCGAGCUUAUGAACAGCUGGGGUACAGGGCCUUUGGCACUCCUGGAAAAAUGGCUGCUGGUAUAGCAAUAACGCUGCAGAAUAUUGGAGCUUUUCCCCGCUACCCGUACCUUGAAAAGAAUUGCGCUGGUAUCCAAGCUUUCCUGAAAGGAGAUUACAACUCUGAUCUGUGGUACUUGAAUGGAAACUAUCUAGUCAUCAUGGUCUCUGUCUGUGUCAUCCUGCCCCUGGCUUUAAUGAAACAGCUCGGUUACCUCGGUUACACCAGUGGCUUUUCUCUCAGCUGUAUGGUGUUUUUUCUCUCUGCGGUUAUCUAUAAAAAGUUUCAGAUUCCUUGCCCAUUCGAGGAGUAUUCAACCAACAGUACUGCUGCCCACCUCAGCCUGAACAUCUCAAGCCACGGCAAUGAGCACACCAAUAAUCUGCUUCACAAGGACGAUGACUCCCAAUGCUUCCCAGGAUUGUUCACCGUCAACUCACAGACAGCAUACACCAUUCCCAUCUUGGCUUUCGCCUUUGUUUGCCACCCCGAGGUCCUCCCCAUCUACACUGAGCUCCGCAAUCCAACGCAGAAGAAGAUGCAGAAGGUGUCCAACGUCUCCAUCUUUGUCAUGUACAGCAUGUACUUUCUGGCAGCUCUCUUUGGCUACUUGACCUUUUAUGACAAAGUGGAACCUGAACUGCUGCACACUUACAACCGCAUUGAUCCUUACGACACUUUGAUCCUGUGUGUGCGAGUGGCCGUCCUCACGGCUGUGACGCUGACCGUCCCUAUCGUGUUGUUCCCCGUACGCAGAGCAAUCCAGCAGAUGGCAUUCCCCACCAAGUCUUUCAAUUGGUUGCGUCACAUUGCCAUUGCAGUCGUUCUGCUCACCAUCAUCAACAUGCUGGUGAUAUUUGCUCCCAACAUCUUGGGAAUCUUUGGCGUCAUUGGUGCCACGUCAGCUCCAUGCCUCAUUUUCAUCUUCCCUGCUGUCUUUUAUAUCCGCAUUGUUCCAAAAGAUGACGAACCGAUGACCUCUACUCCUAAGAUACUGGCUGUUUGUUUUACUGCUUUGGGUGUCUCCUUCAUGGUAAUGAGUCUGAGCUUUAUAAUCAUCGACUGGACAACGGGGGGCGGCCAUGCUGCAGGAGGCCACUAAAUGCUGCUUUGGUGUGUUUGAGCUCUGGAAAGUGGGAAAAAUAAUUAGUUUAUGUAAAGGGAGCACUAUCACCUCAUUGGGAACACACUGCAACACUAUUGGUU